Messenger RNA from Zea mays, 951 nucleotides. RefSeq lists its product as uncharacterized. The record is from RefSeq and is marked provisional. Lineage: Eukaryota; Viridiplantae; Streptophyta; Magnoliopsida; Poales; Poaceae. The transcript is spliced from 6 exons. Gene Ontology annotation, molecular function: GTPase activity; GTP binding. Bases 96 to 743 code for a protein of 215 amino acids.
CGCUGUUCCCUUCACGAUACGCCCCCCCAAAGCGGAUCAAACCCUAGAUCUCGUCUUGUCGCCCCGUUCCUCCGAUCCCAUCCUAUCCGAUCCUCAUGGAUUCCUCCUCGUCCAGCCUCAGCCAGCAGCCCGAGUUCGACUACCUCUUCAAGCUACUCCUUAUCGGCGACUCCGGCGUCGGCAAGAGCAGCCUCCUCCUCCGCUUCACCGCCGACUCCUUCGAUGACCUCUCCCCUACCAUAGGUGUUGACUUCAAGGUGAAGAUGGUUAGCAUUGGUGGCAAAAAACUCAAGCUUGCCAUCUGGGACACAGCUGGACAAGAGAGGUUUAGGACCUUGACCAGCUCUUACUACAGAGGGGCACAGGGGAUCAUUAUGGUGUAUGAUGUCAGUCGACGAGAGACGUUCACCAAUCUUUCUGAUAUAUGGGCCAAGGAAAUUGACCUGUAUUCAACCAACCAGGACUGUGUAAAGAUGCUUGUUGGAAAUAAAGUAGACAAGGAAAGUGAGAGGGCUGUCACGAAAAAGGAGGGAAUUGAAUUUGCCAGGGAAUACGGUUGUUUGUUUCUAGAAUGCAGUGCGAAAACAAAAGUAAACGUAGAACAGUGUUUUGAGGAACUGGUUCUAAAGAUCUUAGACACGCCAAGCCUCCUGGCGGAUGCUUCCUCAGCAGGGGUCAGCAAGAAGAACAUCUUCAAGCAGAAGGCUCCAGAAGCUGACGCCGCCACAGGCAGCUGCUGUUAACAUGGUUUUGGUCCUGUAUAUUGCUAUAUGUGGUGAAGACAAUUGGCAGCAGCUAUAUAAUGAUGUAUCAAGUUAAACUUACCUGACAAUAUGUAGUCUUGCCUCCCAACCGCAGCUAAGUAGCAGAGGCACGGGUGGGUGGCAUCAAUACCGGCAUGAUACAGUAUCAGACACUGUCAUCUAUAUAAGAAACAGCCAUACUUCGGUU